Molecule: messenger RNA, 1077 nt
Organism: Cladophialophora bantiana CBS 173.52
Lineage: Eukaryota; Fungi; Ascomycota; Eurotiomycetes; Chaetothyriales; Herpotrichiellaceae
Exons: 2
Coding region: 1-1077 (358 amino acids)
Biological process (GO): proteasome-mediated ubiquitin-dependent protein catabolic process
Molecular function (GO): proteasome binding; endopeptidase inhibitor activity
Source: RefSeq, a predicted model, not a curated record
AUGGCCGCUACUCCAGGAAGCGCCUUGAGCGCAGAUUCUAUCCUCGACUACAUGGCCAAGAGCCUGCCGACCCCGCCUUCCGAUUCAGAGCAAUCAACUCUCAUCAAGGAUCCAUUCGCCGCCAUUGCCCUCUUCUCACAUGCCUGCAUGCUUGCAGUAGGCUUUCGUCUCGUGGCCCAAUCAGACACCCAAGAUGUUCAGGCCUUACCUACUGAGUGGGACAAAUCUUCUUCCUACGCCUUCCGCUAUGCCCAUUCGCAGUCCGCCAUGGAGUACCUUGUCAAGGUCAAUCGACUAGGAAGCAAGGCUUUAAUAUUUGGAGUCGGCAUGGGUGACGAUAAGACCGCCUCGUUUGAGGUCAAAGCCAACGACUACAUUUCCGAAGGGUCAAUAAAGGAGGCAACGCCGACAUCGGACAAGGUCCCUGCGCUCCGAAAUGUUUUCAUAUCCAACGGCCGAAUUGCAGACCUCGCGUCACUCUUCAAGUUCAACAUCAUCCAAAAAUUGGCUCCGGGGAUUCAGAAGGCCGGGUACGAAGACACAGCUGCCACUCUAGAGCAGCCACGACGACAUGAAGAAACUCGCCCCCCUGAGCGCGAGCCGCUGCGAGAUGUCCAUCCUCCUCCUGCACGACCGUACCCUUUCGACGAUCCCUUGGCGGUCCCUCCGCGAAGACCUCAUCCGCCAGGAGACUUUCCACCGCCGGGCUUCGAAGACGAAUAUGAGAUAAAUAGACCUCCACGCGGUGUUCCACCGAGCCAUCAACCAUUUGGGAACAUUGGGGAGAGAGACCUUUAUCCUCCCGGGUUGGGCCCACAUGAUCCCCUCGGGAUUGGACCUGGAGGGGGAUUUCAUGGCGGAGGAGGAAUGCAUCCGACCUUUGAUGAUCCCAUAUUUGGCGGCCAAGGAGGCCAAAGGCCCUAUGACCCUCAGGUGCCUCCAGGGGCUCGAUAUGACCCAGUUGGCCCAGGUGAUGGUCCUCCAAAUCUUCGAGGGGGCUCACACUUCCCAGGAGGCGGCGGUAGAGGAGGGGGAAACAACCCAUUCGGAGGGUUUGGAAGCGGUGACUUUAGAUAG